AUGAGGUGGGGAGGAGGGUGGUGGGUGGUUGUCUCUCAACAACAAAGGGAAAUCAAGGGGGAUGGGAAGAGGUUGCUGGCUCGGUUGGAAGAUGGGGAUGAGUUAGGGUUCUGGGUUCAUGGGGCCUGGGAUGGAGCGUGGUUGUUGGAUGGGUUUAGGUGGAGAGUGGUUGUGGGAUGGGUUUGGGUGUUUGAGCUUGACGGUGGUGGUCAUGGGGGAAUGGAGAGAGAGAGAGAGAGAGAGAGAGAAGGAACACAAUCUUCAAAACCUUCCCUUGUGGAACACAAUCGGCUUUAUUUCAACACUGGUACUGCACGUGGGAGUUUCAGAGCCUUUAUAUUACUGGAUGCAUAG
This is a messenger RNA of Prunus armeniaca (apricot), 354 nucleotides long. The record is from the annotation of a GenBank genome assembly. Lineage: Eukaryota; Viridiplantae; Streptophyta; Magnoliopsida; Rosales; Rosaceae.